This is a messenger RNA of Hypoxylon trugodes, 1169 nucleotides long. Its product is annotated as cwf18 pre-mRNA splicing factor-domain-containing protein. The transcript has a single exon. Lineage: Eukaryota; Fungi; Ascomycota; Sordariomycetes; Xylariales; Hypoxylaceae. The record is from RefSeq and is a predicted model, not a curated record. Gene Ontology annotation, cellular component: post-mRNA release spliceosomal complex; U2-type spliceosomal complex. Bases 119 to 802 code for a protein of 227 amino acids.
CAUCGUACCUACCAUAUUAAACUAUCUUUCUUAUUUCCUUCACAACCAACACUUUAGAGCAUCUCUGAUCUUCAUUACCCGCGUGAUCAAGAAGAAUCGGAUCGAUCCAUACCAAAAAAUGUCUACCUCACAUGCGACACUUAGUGCCGCCGCCGAUGACCGCAAAGCUCGGCUCGCUAAGCUCAAGAACCUCAAGCGCAAACAACCCGCCGACGAAAUCGCGCCUCCGGAAUCCGAGCGCUCGGCCUCACCACCCGCGCCUACAGAUCUCGUCCCUACAGAACAACAAUUAAAAGAAAACGAGGCAGGAUUGGAAGCAGAUGUCGCGGCGCGUUUACACUUAUCCGGUCGUAAUUAUGAUCUCGAAACCAAAGGACCGAAGCUAGGCUUUGAGGCACCGCCUACGAUCGGUAUGGAGGGUCCGACGUUGGAACAGCAGGCCGCGGAUGUGGAAGCUGAGAUACGAAGGAAAGCGGCGGAGGACGCGAGGGAUGAUAAGGGGAUUGAUUUGUUCAAGCUCCAGCCGAAGAAACCGAACUGGGAUCUUAAGAGGGACUUGGAUAAGAAACUGGAGAUACUGAAUGUGCGGACUGAUAAUGCUAUCGCGAAACUGGUCCGGGAGCGUAUUUCGAAUGCACAGGCGAAUGCGAAGAAGACGGCGAAACCGAUUGAAAAUGGAGAGGGGGAAAGUGAAGAGGCUGCGGGUAUGGAUGGUGUUGCGUUGGUUGAGGGCGUGAGAGUUAGGGAGAGGGAAGAGGAGGAGGAAGAGCGGAGAGAACGCGAAGAUGAAGAUGCCAUAUAGGGGACAGUCUAUUAAGGGAAUUGUUUGCAUUGUUACGGCGUCUGGUUUACAGCAUCGGCGAAGAAAUGGAUUACAAUAAGUGUACAUAUUAUGCUCAAGUGGAAUUGGCUUCAUCCCUGACCUAAACUAAAAUAAUGAUACCCAUUCUCAACCACCUCUACUCAUCGCCUGCGUUAAAGCAAGUCUCUUGGAGAAAGGACUUAAACUCCGUUCACGUUGUUGUCGUGGCGGUGCUCCUCCCCUUCGUCCACCUCUGCCACCGCGCCGAGGAGGGCUUCUACCACGUCUUUUGGGUUCACCCGGGGAUCUAGAGCGGUAUCUUCGCUGAUGUUGAGGUGGCGGAGAUCUGCUAGCGCUCGAAGAAUAC